Messenger RNA from Tribolium madens (black flour beetle), 1452 nucleotides. RefSeq names its product N(4)-(Beta-N-acetylglucosaminyl)-L-asparaginase. NCBI's taxonomy places the organism in Eukaryota, Metazoa, Arthropoda, Insecta, Coleoptera, Tenebrionidae. Gene Ontology annotation, cellular component: lysosome. Gene Ontology annotation, biological process: protein deglycosylation. The transcript is spliced from 7 exons. Bases 386 to 1414 code for a protein of 342 amino acids. The record is from RefSeq and is a predicted model, not a curated record. Gene Ontology annotation, molecular function: N4-(beta-N-acetylglucosaminyl)-L-asparaginase activity.
UACGUUGCUGACCGGUUGCAGUUAAGUAUCGAAUAAUAAUCAUCAUCUUUUCUUGCUUUUGUGGUCAUUGUGAAAAGCAAAAUCCAUCACCUUUAGAAACAAGAAUAUAAGAAAAAAUAAUUUUCAUUUUAUUUAGAAUCACCUGGAAGGCAUAAUAGUAUUGUAUUUGAAGGUACUUGAAUAAUUAAAACAGACUACUUUUGUUGCACGAGAUGUUUUCUCACUUCGAUUUAGUAUUUUUUAGGUUAGGUAACAUUUUAUUAUUAUGUGAAUAUUUAAAAUUACAAUUAUGAUGAUGUAAAGGUUAUGUUACUUAUCAUCAACAAAAACUAAAUUUAAAAUAGAAACUUACAAAGCAUCAAAAAUUCCAGAGGAUUGACUAAAUAUGAGUUUGAAACCGUUUAUUCAUCUAAUUGUGUACUUAAUUUUCUUCAAUUACACUUAUGCUUCGGUUCCUGUUGUUAUGAAUACUUGGCGGUUCAGUCAAGCUGCUGUAAAUGCAUUUUUAACUUUGAAAGACGCGGAUUCGGACGCUAUAGAUGCUGUAGUGACGGGAUGUUCCACUUGCGAAGGACUCCAGUGUGACCAUAGUGUUGGAUAUGGGGGAAGUCCUGACGAAAAUGGGGAAACUACCCUUGACGCCAUGAUAUUUGAUGGUACUGCAAUGAAUAUGGGAGCAGUGGGGGGCUUGAGAAGAAUCAAAGACGCGGCACUCGCUGCAAAAAUGGUGUUACAACAUACAAAACAUUCAUUUCUCGUAGGUGAUUUAGCGACAGAGUUUGCCAAAAAUUUCGAACUGCAUGAAGAAAAUUUAUCCACGAAUUACUCCACAAAUUUGUGGAAAGAGUGGAAGUCCAAAAAUUGUCAGCCCAACUUUUGGCAGAAUGUGGACCCUGAUCCAACCAAAACAUGUGGCCCUUAUGAAGCAUCCGAUUCAAACGAAGUUCUCAAAGACUCAUGGAAAAUUUUCAACUCUGAUAACCAUGACACAAUUGGGAUGAUUGCCAUAGAUGAGCGUGGGAACGUUGCAGCGGGGACUUCAACGAAUGGGGCCAAUCACAAAAUUCCAGGACGCGUCGGGGAUUCCCCGAUACCUGGAGCCGGCGCUUAUGCGGACAGCACAGUUGGUGCAGCCGUUGCGACAGGUGAUGGCGACGUAAUGAUGAGAUUUUCACCCAGUUUUUUGGCCGUAGAGGAGAUGAGACGAGGCGCAUCACCUACGAAAGCAGCCCAGAUUGCAAUUGAUAGAAUUACAGCAAAAUACCCGGACUUUUUUGGGGCUGUUUUAGUUAGCACAAACAAGGGGGAAUUUGGGGCUGCUUGUAACGGAAUGGAAUCAUUCCCGUUUUGUGUGGCCAGCGAAGAGUUUGGUGGAGUGGUCGUGAAGACAGUCAAUUGCACCAAAAUCAAUUAAAUUAUUUGAUUCAUUAAAUAAAUAAUUGGACUGCAUCA